ACGUUGGUGAACAACAUGAGCGGCAUCGCGAAGCCCGGCACCCUGACCGCCAUCAUGGGACCGUCGGGAGCGGGAAAGACGACGCUCCUGAACCUGCUCAGCGGAUUCUAUGACACGGGCUACGAGGGCGAAGUGCAGAUCAACGGCUACGUGCGAGACCAGCAGCUGUUCAAUAAGCAGAGCUGCUACGUCAUGCAGGAGGACAGACUACUGCCAGAGCUCACGGUCGAGGAGGCUAUAACCAUGAGCGUCGAGUUGCGCAUGCCCAUGCUCGACAAGGACGACAAGAGGGACAAGGUUGAACAGUCUAUUCAAGAGUGGGGUCUAGAUGAAUGCAGGAAAACCCGAACCAGCUCCCUCUCCGGCGGCCAGAGGCGGCGCCUCGCCAUUGCUCAGGAACUUGUGAAUAAUCCUCCAGUCGUGUUCCUCGACGAGCCAACGAGUGGUUUGGACAACGUUUCUAGUCUGAUGUGCGUCCAGAUCAUGAAAGAGAUGGCCGAAAAUGGACACACCGUCAUCUGCUCUAUUCACACGCCGAGUGCGAAGAUUUUUUCACAUUUCGACAAAUUGUACAUGGUAUCCCAUGGUCGUUGCAUUUACAACGGUCACGUGGACGACCUUUUAGGGUUCCUCUCACGGCAUGAGCUCCACUGCCCGAACUACCACAAUCCCGCAGACUUUGUCUCCGAGAUUGCGGCGGGCGACUACGGUGACUACACUGAGGAACUUUCCAAGGAGUUCCUGAUGGCGGUUCCCGUAGAAAACGGCAGCGUCCACUCGAAGCGGAGAACAACCUACGGGGGAAAGAUAAUGAGCGAACAGACCAAGGCGGAAGCCAUGAAACUUUAUUCCUUCAAGACAAACAGUUUCCACCAGUUCGGCGUUCUGCUCAAGCGGUGCUGGUUAUCGGUUGCCAGAAACAAGGUGGCAACGCCCUUGAGGUUCGUGGCGUACGCUGCCUUCGCCAUCAUGAUGAUCAUGCUCUACUACGACAUUGGAAGGAGAGCCUCUACAGUUAUCAACAAUGCCAACAUGUUCUUCGGCAUGUGCUGCAUCGUCAUGUUUCAGUCCAUUCUGCCCACUGUCAUUGUAUUUCCCAUUGAGCUGUCUGUCCUGCUUAGGGAAAACAGAAACUGCUGGUACAGCGUCCGAAUGUACUACCUCGCUCAUUACAUCACAGAAAUUCCGUUCCUGGUAAUACCGGUAAUCAUGCUCAUAGCGCUCAUCUACUACCCGACCUCUCAGCCCUUGGACAUGUGGCGUGUGGCCGGACUGGCCUUGUUCAGCAUUCAGCUGUGUUCUGUGACGCAAGCAUUUGGACUGAUCGUCUCGGCCGUCACCAAGUUGCAGACGGCGGUGUUCGUGGCGCUGCCGGCGGUGUCUCCGUCUUUCUUCUUCAGCGGCUUCUUCGUCCAGGCGCACCUGGUCAGCCCGUACGUGCGCUGGCUCACCUACCUUUCCCCGAUGCACUACGCGUACCACGGGAUGCUUCUCUCGGUGUACGGCUACGACAGGCCUCCGCUGGCCUGCGACGAGUUCAUCUGCCUCUACGAGAACCCCGCCGAGUUCCUCCAGUUCACCGGGACCUCGGACAAGAAGUUCUACGUGCUCGUGCUCUCGCUGGUCGCGUUCGAGGUGGUGUUCAGGAUCAUCGCCUUCAUCCUCCUCAAGUACAGGCUCACCAAGAAAGAGUGAUGGGCGAGUCGGUUCGCUGGGCUGGACUGGUUAGUUCCAUUAUCCGGGAGGGUGCAUCAGAAUCCUCAGUCUUUCGGUGGAGUCGCUCUUGGUGUUGUGCCCGACGCCGACAAAACAAAAUCAAGGGAAAACAGAGAAACAAAGCAGCGCGA
Molecule: messenger RNA, 1847 nt
Organism: Ixodes scapularis (black-legged tick)
Lineage: Eukaryota; Metazoa; Arthropoda; Arachnida; Ixodida; Ixodidae
Product: ATP-binding cassette sub-family G member 1
Exons: 11
Coding region: 16-1695 (559 amino acids)
Cellular component (GO): plasma membrane
Molecular function (GO): ABC-type transporter activity; ATP binding; ATP hydrolysis activity
Source: RefSeq, a predicted model, not a curated record